AUGGGUCCGGCGAAGGAUAUCGUCUGGUUGACCGGGCGUUUGAGAAUAGUGAUUGACAUCGACCGAGGUGGCAAUGCGGUACUACGUUCGAUUUCCCCAGUCGACGCUGCUGAAGAGAAGACAAUGAAUCCAUCAAUCCGUGACUCGGCUCUACCCCUGGUAGAAAUGAAGCUUGGGGGCGAGAGUAACAGGUUCGAGACGGGCAAACGCCAUGUUCGCACUUAUUGCAGCCAACGGUUGCUAUACAGGCAGCAUAGCGAGUACUCAGAGAGGUCCCCUGAUAAUAGGCUCAUCAAUCGCCUUGAUGUCGUAUUGCACGAUCCAGAAUCCAAAAUCUUGGUAACCGUACAUUUUUCGGCUUAUCCCGAUGUAGCUGUUCUGCGAUCUGCAGUGACUGUGCAGAAUGAAUCAGCAUCGGAGGUCGUCCUGAGCAUGGUUUCGUCCCUCGUCUUCAGCGGCUUUGCAUUACCGCAGUGGUGGAAGAAAUACAGCGUCUCCUACGCUCACAACACCUGGUUCAGAGAAGCACAGUGGCAGACAGUACCUUUGCCUGCUGUCGGUGUCGAUGACAUUGGUAUCGUUGAGUUAGGCUACGAGUCCUCGCAGUAUUGCUACGCCAUUUCUAACCAAGGAUCAUUUUCUACGGGGGACCAUCUCGCUAUGGGUGCUCUUUCAAGCAACGAUGGAUCCCAAACAUGGCUCUGGCAGAUUGAAACAAACGGCCAGUGGCGGUGGGAAAUCGGCGACUACCGAGAUAGCUUGUACAUAUUUGCAUCAGGACCGGCAGAUCAAGACCACCAAUGGAGUACUGUCAUUGAAACAGGGCAAUCUUUCACAAGUGUGCCUGUCGCGUUAUGUGUAAACCUGCGGGGCAUUGACGACGCAUUCUCGGAAAUGUGUCGUUACAGACGAAGAAUCAUUCGACAACAUGAAGACAAUAACAGAAUGUCCGUGAUAUUCAAUGACUAUAUGAACUGCUUAAUGGGCGAUCCGACGGAAGAGAAGGUACUCGCUCUGAUACCCAAGGCUGCAGACUGCGGAGCUGAAUAUUUCUGCAUCGACGCCGGGUGGUAUUCUGAAGGAGAAGACUGGUGGGCCUCGGUUGGACAAUGGGAACCCUCUCGAAUACGGUUUCCCUCUGGCCUGCAAUCCGUCACAGCGAAAAUUCAGAAGGCAGGGAUGUUGCCAGGUCUCUGGUUGGAGCCAGAGGUAAUGGGAGUCAAUAGCCCUGCACUCGGAGMCCUGCCACUAGAAGCCUUUUUUCAACACAACGGGGUUAGAGUCCUCGAGAAAGACCGCUAUCAUCUGGAUUUCCACCAUCCCGCUGUCAUUUCAAGAAUGACAAGAAUCAUCGACAAUUUGAUCCACACUUUCGGCAUCCGAUACUUCAAAUUUGAUUACAACAUCAAUGUACCCUACGGGACAGACACUUACGGUCGCAGCCCAGGCGAUGGUCAGCUGGCUCAUAACCGAGCCUACCUAGCCUGGAUACGGGAAUUGAUCGAUAGACACCCUCGUCUUGUUAUUGAAAAUUGCAGUAGUGGUGGCCAACGGCUGGACUACGCGAUGCUCUCUGUCUGCGCACUACAGUCAACAAGUGAUCAGCAAGACCCUGUCCGAUACGCGGCAGUAGCGGCAAGUAUUAUGACAGCUGUGAUCCCUGAGCAAGGUGCCACAUGGUGUUAUCCACAACCUCACUGGAAUGACGAGCUAAAUGCCUUUUCGGUUGUUAACAGCCUGUUAGGUCGAGUGCAUUUGAGUGGUCGUAUUGACCAACUCAACGACCACCAGUUGAAGAUUAUUUCGAAAGGAAUUGACAUCUAUAAAGAUAUUCGUCAGAAUUUGCGUUUCGGAACACCUUUCUGGCCGUUGGGAUUACCGAAGUGGUCUGAUGAAUGGAUUGCCGUGGGCAUCAGAUGUUCUGAAAGACUGAGUUAUGUUUCUGUAUGGCGAAGAGAAAUCACGGCCCCUGACUCUAUCGAGCUGUCUGUGCCAAAAGAUAUUAAUACUUCUAAGACUACUCUGACUGUUUUGUAUCCUGCAUGGCUUCCAGUGGAAGCUCUUUGGAACGACGAAAGAGGGAGCAUGACAGUCAAGCUUCCCUGUGCACCCUCUGCGCGGCUUGUCAGGGUCGACUUCACAAUAUGA
Messenger RNA from Talaromyces amestolkiae, 2148 nucleotides. RefSeq lists its product as uncharacterized. Gene Ontology annotation, molecular function: alpha-galactosidase activity. Gene Ontology annotation, biological process: carbohydrate catabolic process. NCBI's taxonomy places the organism in Eukaryota, Fungi, Ascomycota, Eurotiomycetes, Eurotiales, Trichocomaceae. The record is from RefSeq and is a predicted model, not a curated record. The coding region runs from base 1 to 2148 and encodes 715 amino acids. The transcript has a single exon.